UCGGUCAGCGGUGCAGGACGUGCGGUUGAAGCCGGCACUGAGGAUGGAGGCGGCCGGAGCUGAGGCGCAGCUGCUUCGGCCGUUCUCCUGCGAGCACGGCCUCCUGUCCCGGCCCGAUGGUUCGGCCUGCUUCACGCAAGGAGACACCACAGUUUUGGCUGCAGUGUAUGGACCCGCAGAGGUGAAAGUGAGCAAAGAGAUCUUUGACAAGGCCACGCUGGAUGUUCUACUCAAGCCAAAAGUUGGGUUACCAGGUGUUGCAGAGAAGAGCAAGGAACAGCUGAUUCGAAACACUUGUGAAGCCACCAUCCUGACUGCCCUGCACCCUCGAUCCUCCAUCACAGUCGUACUGCAGGUCAUCCAUGACUCUGGAUCCCUGCUGUCUUGUUGCCUGAACGCUACCUGCAUGGCACUUAUGGAUGCUGGGCUCCCAAUGAAAAGUGUCUUCUGUGGAAUUACUUGUAUGAUCGACUCUGAUAGAAACAUCAUUCUAGAUCCAACAACCACGAUGGAGAAGGGUGCAGCUGCCGUUCUCACCUUCUCCAUCGACAGCGUUGAGAACCAACUGCUCAUGUUGUCCACAAAAGGGUCAUACUCUGUUGAGGAGCUCCAGCAGUGUGUUGCAAUAUGCCAGAAGGCUGCAGAGAAGAUCUUUCAGUUCUACAGGGACUUGGUAAGCAGAAGGUACUCGAAACUAAGUGAAUAAAGAUGAGUGUGGAAUGGACCUUCCAGGCUGAGUCCUAUUGCACUGGAGAUGAGGACAAUAGAGAUGUGCUCUUGUUAAGAAGCAGCGAUUGUGCUUUGCUUGGGCUGUGGUCCUGAGCCCCUGCAGUUGACUGAACCUGUGGAUACGCUGGUCAGUGCCUGAGAGACUGCAAGCCAACUUUUGUCUUCCCCAACAUUCUGACUUUCUGCAUCAACUACUGUAUGUCAAACACUGGCUGAGUAUGUCUGAGAGUCAGGAAGAAGGAACACAUUUUUAAAAUAAAAUUCUGCCAAUGA
Messenger RNA from Pristis pectinata (smalltooth sawfish), 1002 nucleotides. It is a transcript of the gene exosc5, whose product is annotated as exosome component 5. The coding region runs from base 44 to 706 and encodes 220 amino acids. The transcript is spliced from 6 exons. The record is from RefSeq and is a predicted model, not a curated record. Gene Ontology annotation, cellular component: nucleolus; cytoplasmic exosome (RNase complex); nuclear exosome (RNase complex). Gene Ontology annotation, biological process: nuclear mRNA surveillance; poly(A)-dependent snoRNA 3'-end processing; rRNA catabolic process. Lineage: Eukaryota; Metazoa; Chordata; Chondrichthyes; Rhinopristiformes; Pristidae.